AUGCCUGGGAUUCUGCCCAUGAAAGUGAUCAAAGUCGGCACAAGCUGUCAGUCUCGCAUCGCCCAAGCGUGCGACCGAUGUCGCUCCAAAAAGAUACGUUGCGAUGGCAUACGCCCCAGCUGCACGCAAUGCACCAAUGUCGGCUUUGAGUGCAAGACCAGCGACAAACUCAGCCGUCGCGCUUUCCCCAGAGGAUAUACCGAGUCGCUUGAAGAGCGCGUGCGGGUCCUGGAAGCAGAAGUGCGCGAGUUGAAGGAAUUACUAGACGAGAAAGAUGAGAAGAUCGACAUGCUUUCGCGCAUGCACUCGCAUUCUUCAACAGCACACGCAAACAUCAGGCGACCGUCUUUGCAUUCACCCGUCCUCUCAGAAAAUCGCGAGGAAUCGCAAGAGAGGGAUGACACGUUCAAGGUCCAACAGGCACCACUCCUGCUCGACGACGCCAACAACGAUUCGUAUUUUGUUGGUAGUUCGAGUGGACGGACACUUGUUGAGGCUUUCAAGCAAAAGGCACAAGAAACAGGAAGACUGUUCACUGACAUUGACUCGGACGCAUUCUUCGGCGCAGGUGCCAAAAGAACUGCACCGGAUACUUCCACGCACACUGUCUCGUUCAAGGCUCCUCCUCGUCUCGUCUCGGACCAAAUGGUCAACAUCUUCUUCCAAGAAUGGGCGCCUUUGUUCCCAAUCCUUCAUCGCCCGACCUUUCUCUCCCUGUACGAGCAGUAUGUGGGCAGCCCUGAAACUACGACCGACAAAAAAUCCAUUGCUAUGCUCAACCUGGUUUUUGGGAUUUCGGCGCUCUCAAGUGACCCUCGUGAUGGUCAAGACGUUGACUCUUUUGAGGCCCAGUGGCAGAGCGCUGUGGAGAGCUUCAUGAUGCAGAAUGACGUCGCAACCUUGCAAUGCCUUGUCCUUGCCCAGAUUUUCUGUCUGCUCAAGGCCGACUAUUCUCGGCUGCUCAAGUUUAAAGGCCUCUCUAUUGGUCUGUCGCAACGUCUUGGCUUGCACCAAUCCCAGAAGCGUUUCGCCCUGGAUGCAUUGACAAGCGAGACUAGAAAGAAGGUGUUCUGGUCUCUGUACACUGUUGACUGUCUCUCUGCUGCCCAUCUCGGACUGCCCAAGCUCAUCAGAGAAGAGGAUGUGCAUUGCGAGUACCCGGUUGAUGCUGACGACGAGUACAUCACCGAGAAAGGAUUCUUGCCGACCCUUCCGGGCGAGUACACUAAGCUGUCAAGUGCCCUGGCACUCUUUCGCAUAACGCGCGUUCUGUCCAAGGCCCUCACCAAGCUUUAUCCAGCGUCGGCCUCACACGAGAUCUCUUUCCGUACUGUCGCAUCGCUUAUCGAUGAGCUUGAAGACUGGCAGACCAACCUUGCGCCCCACCUCAAGCUGACUUUCGCGCAAGACAAGCCAAGUACCAAUGUGACUAGCAGCAGAUCCCCUGUUCUGUCACUGGCAUCUCACCAUAUCCGUUCGCUCAUCUACCGCCCAGUAGUCGCUGCCAACCUUGGCGACAAGGGUUCGUCGGCCGUAGUAGCCGUCGGUGAUUCCUGCAAACACAUUGUGCAGCUUGUUGAGCUCUUGGACGAACGCAAGCUUAGCUUCUCGUUCUGUCUCAACCGUAAUGAAGUUCUUGUGCAGGCUGGAUUCGGCCUUCUAUUCCAGACCCUCGACCUCGACCGCGAUGGCAAACUCAUCAAGGAUAGCAAUCGUCUCAUCUGCACGGUUAUGGAUAUGCUUGAACGCGGCAACGCUACUGGUUUUGAUGAGUUUCGUCGCCUGGGUUGCAGUAUCGUAGCUGUUCCCCGAAUGGAGGAGAUGCCUGCACCUCCCCUUUCGCGUCACAAUUCCGAGGGCCACAUGCACGCGCCGUUGGACACAUUUCGUGCCACGCAAAAGUCUCUCAAGGCCAUCGCUGCGCGCUUCUCUCCAGCUGCUAUGAAAGCACGUCAAGAAUCACAGGAACCACGUCGCGCGACCCUCCCUGCCAUCUCACCUAACAUGGGUCUGCACACCAAUCCAUCAUCGACGAGUCUUUCGUCGAUACGAUCGGAACCACCUGUUGCUCGCUCAGAACCAACAUUGAGUCCGCUGUCGCACCGUGCAUCAUUCUCCAUACCAAAUCCGCACCGAUUAAGCCAGCCACCAAGCCAGCCUCAGCAUCGCAACAUUGACUUUCUCUCCUUUGCCAACGAUCCUCUUGGUAGUUACGCUCUGCAAGCCACACCGGGUGUCAAGUCAGAGGUUUCGAUAUCGGAUUGGGAGAGAUUACUGUCCUCGCUUGACAAUGGCCAGACAAACAUUUACGACACAAUCUACGGUGGUCCACCUGCUGAUGCGUUGCUUGAUGUCGCUGGUCACUCUACCACUACUGAGUCGAAUGCCACCUGGUCGCCAAAUGCAUGGAACUGGGGAAACUACAGCGAGCAAGCGCCCCCACCACAAAGCGUAUUGAGCUUUACAGAUGAAAGCCUGGCUAGCGGUGAAGAAUUCAGCAGUGGAAAUUGCGAUUAUGGCUCGACUCCUGGAAGUGAUCGGUUAUACCCAGGCAUUAUGAUCCCAGGCGACUACGAUGCUGCAACUGCCGGGUUGAAUAGGCUAGAUGGUAAUUUUGGAUUGUAA
Molecule: messenger RNA, 2625 nt
Organism: Plenodomus lingam JN3
Lineage: Eukaryota; Fungi; Ascomycota; Dothideomycetes; Pleosporales; Leptosphaeriaceae
Biological process (GO): regulation of DNA-templated transcription; DNA-templated transcription
Molecular function (GO): DNA-binding transcription factor activity, RNA polymerase II-specific; DNA binding; zinc ion binding
Source: RefSeq, a predicted model, not a curated record